AUGGCGCACCACCACCACCGCCACAGCCACAACCACCAACACCACGAGUUUGAGUUUGACCCGAACCAUGUCGACCUGACGAUGGCCGAUCCGAAAGAUAUCAUCUGCUUCCUCAGUGCCGGUGAGAAUGAGUACGACGGUCGCCUGGGUGCCCGCAUCUCGGCCCUCUUUGUGAUUCUGAUCACCUCGUUGCUCUGCACCCUCUUCCCCGUCGUUGCUACCCGGAUCAAGCGCCUUCGCAUUCCUGUCUAUGUCUACCUCUUCGCUCGCUACUUCGGUGCCGGUGUCAUUAUAGCUACGGCGUUCAUCCAUCUUUUGGACCCGGCCUAUGCUGAGAUUGGCCCUGCGUCCUGCGUCGGCUUGACGGGCGGAUGGGCUGGGUACUCUUGGCCGCCCUGCUUGGCUAUGAUCAUGGUCAUGUUGACUUUCCUACUUGAUUUUGGCGCUGAGUGGUUUGUCGAUAAGAAGUACAACAUGAGUCACGGCCAUGGUGACAACAUUGCGCAAUCCAUUACCUUGGGUGGUGACAAGCACCGUAACGGGGUUUCUGGUGAGGCCGGGAACCCGGUCCCCGUCUCGCACCCCUCGCAGUCCCAUCAAUUCUUGCACUCGGCCGACCAAGACGGUUCAGCCGCCCCCAACGCCGCUGUUCCUCACUCGAACUCCGCAGACGACGCUAGCAACGAGAAGCUUGACCUUGAGAAGGUUGAGUAUGCCGCCGCGAGCAACGAACGUGCCUUCCGCGAGCAGUUCGCCGCCUUCCUGAUCCUCGAGUUCGGUGUCAUCUUCCACUCUGUCAUCAUCGGCCUCAAUCUGGGCGUCGUCGGCGAAGAGUUCAACACUCUCUACCCUGUUAUCGUCUUCCACCAGGCCUUUGAGGGUCUCGGUAUUGGCGCUCGUCUCAGCGCCAUCCCCUUCCCUGCCCGCCCUGGCAAGUUCCUCAAGGCUCUGCCCUGGCUUCUGUGCGCCGCCUACGGCCUGACGACACCGAUCGCCAUUGCCGUCGGCCUCGGCGUCCGCACUACCUACAACGACAGCUCUUUCACGGCCAAUGUCGUGUCCGGUGUCCUGGACAGCAUUUCGGCCGGUAUCCUGAUCUACACCGGUCUCGUCGAGCUGCUGGCCCGCGACUUCCUCUUCAACCCGGAGCGCUCACGCGACGGCAAGCGUGUCACGUUCAUGCUGGUUAGCCUGUUCCUUGGCGUGGCUAUCAUGGCUCUCCUGGGCAAGUGGGCUUGA
This is a messenger RNA of Sporothrix brasiliensis 5110, 1239 nucleotides long. Its product is annotated as solute carrier family 39 (zinc transporter), member 1/2/3. NCBI's taxonomy places the organism in Eukaryota, Fungi, Ascomycota, Sordariomycetes, Ophiostomatales, Ophiostomataceae. The record is from RefSeq and is a predicted model, not a curated record. Gene Ontology annotation, molecular function: high-affinity zinc transmembrane transporter activity. The transcript has a single exon. Gene Ontology annotation, cellular component: plasma membrane. Bases 1 to 1239 code for a protein of 412 amino acids. Gene Ontology annotation, biological process: zinc ion import across plasma membrane.